This is a messenger RNA of Mus musculus (house mouse), 4328 nucleotides long. RefSeq names its product relaxin/insulin-like family peptide receptor 2 (gene Rxfp2). The record is from RefSeq and is a predicted model, not a curated record. The transcript has 17 exons. Gene Ontology annotation, cellular component: membrane; plasma membrane. Gene Ontology annotation, molecular function: peptide hormone binding; G protein-coupled receptor activity. Lineage: Eukaryota; Metazoa; Chordata; Mammalia; Rodentia; Muridae. The coding region runs from base 847 to 2982 and encodes 711 amino acids. Gene Ontology annotation, biological process: G protein-coupled receptor signaling pathway; oocyte maturation; adenylate cyclase-inhibiting G protein-coupled receptor signaling pathway.
CUUUUUGGGAUGUUCUUUAGGAUCGCACUGGGAUCAACGGGAGUCCCUACACAAAGCGGACUGGUUAAAAAGCUAUCUUUGGGGUGUGAGGGGGGAAGAAAGUCACAGUGACUUUGAGUAGAUGUGGGACUCCGGAUUUCAUGCAUUGUGGGGGAGUUCUGUGCUUUAAAGCGAGACUGUGAUUAUGGGGAAAAGUAAGUAAAAUUCAAAGUAUUAGGUGGAUGCUUCCCCCGGCGAACACAAGGCCACACUUGUAACGCUCACCUCUGCUGAAUGUCACUUGAAAACAUCUCAGUAUGGUCCUCCACACAGUCCUCCGUGUGUGUCAAUGAGGACGCAUCUCUCAGUUGCUUCUUGUAUGAAAACUGCUUCUAAAGAGUUUCCCAGUUGGUCCACGGUAGAUGUACGGUCCUUCACACUCUGGAAUUUGUAUUAUGUUUAGAUUUUAAGAAUGGGUGCAAGUCACUCCAGGUGCUUUGAGAAAAAAAAUAUUAAGCUAUUAAAUGUUGCUUAUUAAUAAGGCUAGAGAGCUAUUUACCUCUCUCUUUUCUUACACCUUACCCUUCUUACACCGUGAUGAAUGUAAUGUUCAGAAACACCAGUCUACUUUUAAAAGAAAGCAAAGCUAGAGAAGGAAAGGACGGAAAGAGAAGCGGACUCCCCAGUGACAAGCGUCGGUGUCCCUUCGUGCCAAGGAGGUUUCAGCUGAGCAUGCUCAGACACAUGGGAGGCACCAGACUAUCAAAACUCCUUCUGAGAAGCAAGGACACGUCUACGAACUCAAUGCUGCAAAUCUACAGCUCUUUCCUCUGACACCGGACACCUCUCGAGCGCACACCGGCCGCAAUGUGGCUCCUACUUCAUGUCAUCCUUCUGACAGAGGUCAAAGAUUUUGCACUGGCUGACAGCAGUAUGGUGGCUCCUCUGUGCCCCAAAGGGUAUUUUCCCUGUGGGAAUCUCACCAAAUGCUUGCCCCGAGCCUUUCACUGCGAUGGUGUGGAUGAUUGCGGGAAUGGUGCCGACGAGGACAACUGUGUUCUCAGCCAGUAUCCACAGCACUGUUACUGCAGAGAAAAUGAACUGGAAUGUGUAAAGGCUGACUUAAAAGCUGUGCCAAAGGUUUCCAGCAACGUAACAUUACUAUCUCUUAAGAAAAACAAAAUCCACAGACUUCCAGUCAAGGUCUUCAGCAGAUACACAGAACUCAGAAAGAUAUACCUUCAGCACAACUGCAUCACACACAUCUCCAGGAGAGCAUUCCUUGGAUUACAUAAUCUACAAAUACUGUAUCUCAGCCAUAACUGCAUUACCUCUCUCAGGCCUGGGAUAUUCAAAGACUUGCAUCAGCUUGCUUGGCUAAUUUUAGAUGACAACCCGAUCACCAGAAUCUCACAGAAGUCCUUUAUGGGGUUAAACUCCUUGUUUUUCUUGUCCAUGGUGGGUAACCGGCUCGAGGCCCUUCCUGAAACAUUGUGUGCUCAGAUGCCUCAACUCAACUGGGUGGAUCUGGCAAACAAUGGAAUAAAGUACAUAACGAACUCCACCUUCCUAACGUGCGACUCGCUCACGGUUCUGUUUCUGCCUAGAAAUCAAAUUGGUUUUGUUCCAGAGAAGACAUUUUCUUCAUUAAAAAAUUUAGGAGAACUGGACCUGUCUAGCAAUAUGAUAACAAAACUCCCAGUCCACCUUUUCAGCGACCUUCAUCUUCUCCAGAAGCUGAACCUGUCAUCCAACCCUCUUCUGUAUGUCCACAAGAACCAGUUUGGAAGUCUCAAACAACUUCAGUCUCUAGACCUGGAAAGGAUAGAGAUUCCAAACAUAAGCACAGGAAUGUUCCAGCCAAUGAAGAACCUUUCUCACAUUUAUUUGAAAACCUUUCGAUACUGCUCCUAUGUCCCCCAUGUCCGAAUCUGUAUGCCGUCGACUGAUGGUAUUUCUUCGUCUGAGGACCUCUUGGCUAACGGUAUCCUCAGAGUGUCUGUCUGGGUUAUAGCUUUCAUUACCUGCGUUGGGAAUUUCCUUGUCAUAGCCGUGAGAUCUCUCAUUAAGGCUGAGAAUACAACUCACGCUAUGUCCAUCAAAAUCCUUUGUUGUGCCGAUUGCCUGAUGGGGGUGUACCUGUUCUCCGUGGGCGUCUUUGACAUCAAGUACCGAGGGCAGUAUCAGAAGUAUGCGCUGCUGUGGAUGGAGAGUGUGCCCUGCCGCCUGCUGGGCUUCCUGGCCACGCUGUCCACAGAGGUCUCGGUGCUGCUGCUGACAUUCCUGACGCUGGAGAAGUUCCUUGUCAUAGUAUUCCCUUUCAGCAACCUGCGCCUGGGCAAGCGCCAGACUGCUGUGGCCCUCGCCAGCAUCUGGGUGGUGGGAUUUCUCAUAGCGGCCGUUCCGUUCACCAGAGAGGAUUAUUUCGGCAACUUUUAUGGGAAAAAUGGAGUCUGCUUCCCACUUCAUUAUGACCAAGCAGAAGAUUUUGGAAGUAGAGGGUACUCCCUUGGGAUUUUCCUAGGUGUGAACUUGCUGGCUUUCCUCGUCAUCGUGAUUUCCUAUGUCACCAUGUUCUGCUCCAUUCAUAAAACAGCCCUUCAGACUGCAGAAGUGAGGAGCCACAUCGGGAAGGAGGUGGCUGUUGCAAACCGGUUCUUUUUUAUCGUGUUCUCUGAUGCCAUCUGCUGGAUCCCUGUGUUUGUCGUUAAGAUCCUGUCUCUCCUUCAAGUGGAGAUACCAGGCACAAUCACUUCCUGGAUCGUGGUUUUUUUCCUUCCGGUGAACAGCGCCUUAAACCCCAUCCUCUACACUCUGACGACCUCCUUUUUUAAGGACAAGUUGAAACAGUUGCUGCACAAACAUCGGAGGAAACCCAUCUUCAAAGUUAAGAAGAAAAGUUUAUCCGCUUCCAUUGUGUGGACAGACGAGUCUUCACUUAAACUUGGAGUGUUGAGCAAAAUAGCCCUUGGGGACAGUAUAAUGAAGCCGGUCUCCCCGUAGAGGCUUUGGAUUGCUGGACUUUGAGGGUACUACCUAAAACAAGGUACAAUUUGGGGAAGAUGGCAUCUGAGAAGGUUUCCAUCUUGGCCAGCAGCCACCCACUCAGCACCAGGGACACAAUGGAAUGGCUGUUGGCCCCUGCAUUCCGGUGGCAGCUCUAGGACCUGUGGACCAAGCUGAGAAUAGCAUCGCAUCCUUGCCGGCUCAGACCUGGCAUAUACAAGUGAAUCCAUGUAGACUGAUACAGGGUGGAUCUCCAGGCAGUCAGUACUGCCUGCCUAGCCCUGGAUGCCCACAUGUAGACACUGCCAUGGCUUCUCUUACACCGAGUUGCACUGUCUGUUAAGUAUGGGCAUCUAUGACAUCUUAUUCCAGUGUGACCACCAAGGCACAAAAUGAACAUCUUUGUCAUUGCUCUUUCAGUAGCGAAUGAAACCGUCAACAUCUUAUUGAUACUUUUGAGAGCUUCUGCAGGCUGCUGGAAUAGCAACUUUGACCGCAGUUCUUCGCACCACUUUAUCGUGACUAGCAUGACCAGACAAGCAGGAGACAUGCUGUGGGAGACUAGAGUCAGUCGCCUCUUGACCUCUAAGCUCAGAAAAGCUGAGAUCUUAGAUGAUUUUUUUCUAACAUCACCCACAGAGGAAAGGAAAUUGGAAACCCAAACUUUCCCCAAAGAUUAUAAUUCUCAAAUGCUUUAGAACAAUAUUUCUAUUUCUGGUCAGUUUUUUCUCUCUCUCUCUCAUUUAGCACAAAGAGUUAAAGGGAGAGUUAAAAUAUAACUCAGGACAGCGGGUCUGAUCUGGGGCCAUUUGUUUAGUUGCACAGAUCUCCCCAUCCCCACACAAAAACACCAGAAACUUUGGCUUCUUCUUCUUCUUUUUUUUUUUAAAGUGAAAAAUGUUUAUGAAGACUUGGACACUUUUAUCCUGAAGGUUUAAAAUUGUGGGGGGAAAAUACUAUGAAUAAAUUUAUAUUUUGCAUCUGUUUGUGUUACUUUAAGCUUGACAAACAAUGUGGGUAGGUUUGCUAACGGCUGAGCGCAUCUCCAGCCAUGGCUAGGGUACACACCAUGUCUCAUCAGACACGGCUGACAUUUCUGUUCUGUUGCCAAAGCAUGAAACAGUACGUGAAUUUCGUCACUACCUUUCCCUUCUUUCUGGGUUCCUUGAAGAGACAAAUGCAAGCAUCUAUCUAAGCACAUCAUGUCACCUUUUCCUACAGAGUAAAUGGAUGCUAUCCCUCUAUCCGGUAGCAUCCAGAAAACAAAACAAAUGAACAAAAACCUUAAAGUUGUCAGUUAUCCUAACACUGAAUAAAGUCAUAAAACAAGUCCCUCCAUUUAA